Molecule: messenger RNA, 3558 nt
Organism: Cordyceps militaris CM01
Lineage: Eukaryota; Fungi; Ascomycota; Sordariomycetes; Hypocreales; Cordycipitaceae
Exons: 1
Coding region: 1-3558 (1185 amino acids)
Source: RefSeq, a predicted model, not a curated record
AUGCUGUCGCAUCUGCGCUUCCACCGGCGCGGGCCGUCGAACCCCGCGUCGCCCGCCGGCGACCAGCAGCCCUCGCCGCUGAGCAACACGCAGUCGCCCUUUACCCCCGACGGCGGCGUCUCGUCCCCGGACACGCAGCCGCCCAGCUCGACCACGUCGCUCGUCCCGCCGACGCUGCCGCCCAUUACGCGCGUCACCUCGGACCAGUCCCCGCCCCUUCCCGGCUUUUCGUCCGACGCCGCCGCCGCCCACGGGCCGCUUGUCGAGCAGCGCGUCGUCCCGCAGCCCGCCGCGGCCCGCUCGCCCUACACUACUGACUCGGGCUUCAUUGGCGGCGUCGCCUUGGAGAAUUACCGCCGCGGCCUGCGCGCGCAAAAGGCGCUCGUCACACCCGAGCAUCACGCCGCGCCGCCACUCGACGACAAGCACCUGCGCGCCAAGACAUCCCCCGCUGCCGCUGGUGCGCCGCCGCCUGUGGCACCGAGACAAGGCCAGCCGUCGCAGGGCUUCUCCAGGGUGCCGUCGCACUCUUCUGUCUCGCCUUCUGAAUCUGUGCAGCCGACUGGUCGUCGCCCGCCCGGCUUGGGUCUCACUGCCGAGUUUACGUCGUCGUCGUCCUCUUCCGUCACGAUUACACCCAUGGAGCCUCACAAGGCGAAGAAGGGGUUGCCCUUUUUGAAGAAUCCAAUGUCUACGCUUUUGAUGCGACGCAAGAUGAACCAGAAUGUCCCCGACGCCCUGCCGAUGCCCAUAGUAUCCAGCCAACACCCCGAACCCACAUACGAUCCACGAAUCAAAGGCACCCGUGUUCACGAUUUCAGUGCACCUAGACGCCGGAGUAUUCCGCGGAAUGACUUCGUACAACCAGAGGCGAGACCGCCAGUCACUGAGUAUCAAAAGCAGCCGGUGGCGGUUCCCCAACCUGCUCCUUUGCCAGUGGCUGCGCCAGUGCCCGAACAAGAGCAACCGCCGAAGCCCAUCUCCAAGGAUGUUACACUAGUUAACCGCCCAACGAGUCAGAAUCCAUCCCCUACCUCCGUACCAGAGAAGCGAAAUGGCUCUUUCAGAGACAGGAUGCGCAGCUCCAGUGGCUCCUCUAUGGCUGGCUCUAUCCAGCUUGAGAACCUAUCGAGCAUAGCCGAAGACCACCGCAACCGCGAAUUCGGUUCUUUAACGCGUGUUAACCCGUCGAUACGGACAACACGUUCUCAUAAAAUAUCUCUCUCGGAAAUGUCGAGCAGAGACACUAUCACGUCCUUGCCCAGACACAUGAAGAGUACAAGUUCAAGGUUCAGUUUUGACAUGAUAGGUGCUGCAAAACAAGAGAAGAUUUUGGAAGACCGACACCGGCAGCGGCAAUUAGAAAAAGGCGAACCAGAAAGUGAGGAGCGAAGAGAUUCUAGGUUUGACGAAUUUGAUGAAGACGCAUUUGACUACGACGCAAUGAUGGAUGACGAUGGCCUUGAGGAGAGAAUUCCGGGCGUAAAUGCCGAUUUCGACGACGAAGACGAUUAUCUCCAUGAGACACCGUAUGUACAGAAGGAUCAAUUUGAUACUCAGGAGGAUCCCGACAAUGAUCAACAGAAUUUUUCCGGUUUCGUUUUUCAGAGAUCGAAUCCCGAAUCAGAAAUCCCCAGCCCUUUCUUACCAGGACAAAUGCCCAAUACUCCACGAGACGCAGAGGGACAGCCUAUCGGUUCGGCAAUGACGAAAGACACACCGACGACAGCCAACUUUCCCUUGUCAGCUCAACCCAAUUCCAGCGAUAGGGAUUCAGCUUUUGGGCAACGACUCUUGGGGCUCGGAAUUGACCAGGCAACGUCUCGACACGAAGAAAAGACCGUCGGUGCAAAGGCCAAUGCACUGGCGUUCUUGCCAGACGACGAGCUGUACUUUGAUGACGGUAUCAUUGGCUAUGAAGAUGAAUUCGCGGAAGAUCUUGCCGCAGGCAUCGACCCUGAUGAUGAGCCAUUUGACGAGUCCAUAUUUGACAAUAAUGAUACGGAUCAGUUCGGUCGCCCGGUUCGUGGAGCGUUUGCUCGCGCCCAGUCAAUGACAAAGGCAACCAGCGAGUCCAAGAAGAGGAUAUCGGAUACGUCGCGAUUCUCCGCUCAAUCAGAAAUAACACAGUCUACCGCUCAUACAUCAUUCAGUGCGGGCAUGUUGGAUGGGGCACAGGGGGGUAGCUCCAUGAUUUCGCCACUGGGCAGGGUGUCCUCGGUGAUGGGAUCAUCAUCCUCGCCCUCGCAGCGCAAGAUGGUAGCCUAUCAGGCCGCCCUCGCCGCCGCUGCACACGAAGCUGCCGCGUCGGGUAAAUUCCAGCGCAGCGCCUCGCCUGUUCUGGAAGAUGACGCGGAAGACGAAGAUGGCACAGACGAGCUGGAAGAUGCCGAGACACAAGAGUCCACGGUCAAGAUCCAAGAUGACGUAGAAUACGAGCCUACGGACGACUUGGACGACGAUUUUGGCUACGAGAAUAUGGAUGACUUUGAGCUCGACGAUGAUGCCAUUAUUGCAGAGGCCAAUGCCAGCGCGCUCGCAAACGACGCUGACGGCUGGUAUGGGCAGGAGUUUGGUUUCUACGCAGCGCCCCCCUCCUCGACGCAGCACCACGGCUCCUACAGCUCCAGCGCCUCGGGCGGCGGCGCAGAAAUCGGUUACGCGGUCGGCGGGUUUUUUGGGCCGCGCGGCGGCGACUUGGCGCGGUCGGCGAGCGGCCGCCUCAUCUCCCGCGAGGCCAACCUCACGCCCAUCACGGAGCGCUCCGAGUAUUCCAACCGCAACUCGAUUAUGAGCAUGGGACUGCCGCCGCUGGUCGGCGGCGGCACCCCCACGACCAUGCAGAGCCCCGGGCUCGCACAGCUGGCCAUGAUGUCGGAGGAAGGCGAUGAGAUGACGCUCUCGGCGCUGCUGCGGCUCCGCAACAAGGCGUGGGGCGGCUCGCAGGCGAGCCUGGCCUCGAGCCGGGACGGGUCGCCCAAGUCGGAGCGGGGCGAGCUCCCGAGCGCGCCCCCGUGGGCCGCUGCCGCGGGAGGAGGUGCUCCUAUGCCCGGCUACACCCACGCGCGCCAAAACUCGCUCCUCUCGAGCGAAGGUCGCGAGUCUGAGCUGGGCAGCCUGCCGGCUAGUCCCACGCUGACCAUGGCCAAUGCGGCGCAGGGGCCGCAGGGGCAAGCCCACGCGCUGGCCACGCUGCAGCAGCACAACAACAACCCCGCCCGCGGCAACUCGGCGUAUCCGCGCGCGCCAGGCGGCGGCCAGAGCGCGUCUGCGCCGGUGUCAGCCGUGCCGGGCCGGAACUCGAACGAGUGGAACUGGCCGUUGCCGUCGUCGUCGUCCGAGGUGGUCGCCGGUGGUGUGCCGGCCCGCACCGUGUCGCUCGCGUCGAGGCACGGCAAGGGGCAUCGCCGCCAGCAGAGCUCGACAGAGAGCGUCUCGUACAUUAUGGAGGAGGAGGACAAUGGCGAGGCGCGCUGGGUCAUGGAGAGGCGCCGCACGGGAGACGGUGACGAGACGGAGCUGCUGGAGCGGGAAAUCAUUCCUGGCGGGCGGAUAUAA